GAUGGCCAACUCGUUUCAUUUUUCGCUGCUGGACAGACACAAAGGCAGACAGAAAGACAACAGCAGUAGCAAGAAUCUUUUUCUCUCUGUGUGUGUGUGUGUCGUUGAUGAAUUGUGGUCAAAUUCAAUAAUAACGACAACAGAAUUGAGUUGACUUUUGACAAUAUCGCGAUAUCCUGUCCAAAAGAAAGACCGUCCGUUAUCAUCACGGGAAUAUUGUACCAACCGGCUUGACAAGUGUGUGUCUUGUUUGCUUGUCAUCAACCCGACUUUAAUCUUGGAUUGACGAUUGAUAUUCCAAUCCAGCAGCAGAAGUCAUACAAACACAAUGCGAAUCUAUUUGAAAACGCUAAGCAAUGACACCUGCAAAGAGGUGGAUCUUCCCGUUGGAUCAACUACGUUGGGACGCGGUCAACUAUUGGAUUGUGCCGACAAAAAAGUGUCGAGGACUCAUGCAGCCAUCGAAGUGAGCAACAGUGGCGAAGUGAUUCUAACUUCGCUGCAUGUGAAUCCAACAUUCUAUUUUGGCAAAGAUCCACAAUCGACUCCCAAAUUGAUCAAAAAAGACAACACGUUGAAUCUGAAUCACGGUGACGUGUUUGGCUUUCAAGCACAACAAUACAAAUACCAGGUAUUCAUCGAAGAUUUGGUCUCCAGCACCACCACCAACGAUAAUCCACAACAACAAAAUGAUUCUGCCGAUGCGGCCAAAAAGGUCACCAAUAACAACGAUAGUCCAAGCACGACAACGACCACCGCCAACGAUAAUGUGAAUGGCUCGAAUUCCACAACCCAACAACAACAACAACAGAAAAAGGCGACUGAUGCUCCUGCUAGCAAACGCGCCACUGAUGAUGAUGACGAAAAUACCAAGGAUACAGACAACAACAAGGACAAGCCGCAGUCAGGAGGACAACAAGCCAAGAAACGAGGUCGUAAAUCAGCUGCUGCUGCUACUGCUACUGCUGCCACUCAGUCCAAAUCUAAAGACGAAAGCGACUACGAACAAGACGAUGAUGAUGAUGAUGUUGAUGCUGAUGACGACGACGACGAAGACAUGGAAAGCGACGACGAUAAUGGUGAUGAUGACGAUGAGGAAGAAGAGGAGGAAGAAGUCGUUUCGUCGAAACGUAAAUCGGCCAAGAAUGCCAAAGCGUCGACGGCUGCCGGUUCUUAUCGCGGACGUCCUCGACGAGCACAGAAACAGGCCAAGUCAAAUGUCGUGUCGUUGGAUGAUUUUGUGGCCAGUGAUGACGAACUAUGGCAACAAAGUGAGAGUGAAGAAGACUAUAAACCAAGUCGAGGUCGCAAACGUGGAGCUGCCGCUGUUUCAAGCAGUGGGUCCGACAGCGACUGGGAAAUGGAACGAAAGUCAGGUGGUCGAGGUCGUGGUAGUGGUGGUGGUGGUGGUCGAUCACGUAGUAAAUAUGUAGAAUCGGACGUUGAUUCCGAUUCAGACAGCGAUUGGGGCAAAAAGAAAAAGAAAUCGACACCAAAAAAAUCGUCAGCCAGUCGAGCUGGAUCGAAACGCGGCCGACAAACUCCAACGAGGAAAUCGACUCGUCGAGCAGCACGAAGUGAAUCCGAAGAAGAAGACAAUAUUGACGAUGAUAUUGAGGACGAUUUGGAUCUGGACGACCGUCACCCGACGUCUAAACGGAAAUCUAAAGCGCGUUCGAAUCGUAAAGCGGACGAUGAUUUUGUUGACGAUGAAGAGGAUGAAGAUGAUGAUGGUCGUCCCGUUAACAAACGCAAAGCCACAAACAAACGUCCUCCAGGAAGACCGCCCAAACGGGCAGCAGCCAAAAAAGCCAACAAGAAGACGAAAGACCUCAGUGAAGAGGAAGAAGAAGACGAUGAUCAAGAUGUCGAUGAAAUUGGAGCAUUGGCUUCCGCGGCCGAUGCUUGAUCGGUA
Messenger RNA from Dermatophagoides farinae (American house dust mite), 1915 nucleotides. RefSeq lists its product as uncharacterized. The record is from RefSeq and is a predicted model, not a curated record. NCBI's taxonomy places the organism in Eukaryota, Metazoa, Arthropoda, Arachnida, Sarcoptiformes, Pyroglyphidae. Gene Ontology annotation, biological process: double-strand break repair. Gene Ontology annotation, molecular function: 3'-5' exonuclease activity; DNA-(apurinic or apyrimidinic site) endonuclease activity; protein binding. Gene Ontology annotation, cellular component: nucleus; site of double-strand break.